Cyanistes caeruleus (blue tit) is the source of this 10338-nucleotide messenger RNA. The record is from RefSeq and is a predicted model, not a curated record. Lineage: Eukaryota; Metazoa; Chordata; Aves; Passeriformes; Paridae.
GGCUAGAGACAAAUGUUUCUGGGGACCUCUGCUACCUGGGGGAGGAAAGCUGCCAAGUCAAAUUCUCAAAGUCUGCCCUGCGGAGGAAGUGUGCUGCCUGCAAGAUCGUGGUCCACAACGCCUGCAUGGAGCAGUUAGAGAAGAUUAAUUUUCGCUGCAAACCGACUUUCCGAGAAGGAGGCUCCAGAUCUCCGAGAGAAAACUUUGUGCGGCAUCACUGGGUGCACCGGCGGAGGCAGGAGGGCAAAUGUAAGCAGUGUGGAAAGGGCUUUCAGCAGAAAUUUUCCUUCCAUAGUAAAGAGAUUGUGGCCAUCAGUUGCUCCUGGUGCAAGCUAGCGUUUCAUAAUAAAGUCACCUGUUUCAUGCUACAUCACAUUGAGGAGCCAUGUUCCCUGGGGGCCCAUGCUGCUGUCAUUGUGCCUCCUACCUGGAUCAUUAAGGUGAAGAAACCUCAGGUGGUCUCCAUACCAGGAGACGAGCCUGAUUGGGCAGGAGACUGGAGCCCCGAAGGGGAAACGGGCGUCUCCUACCCCUAUUGGGAGGGUUGGCAGAACUCCUUAAAGACUUCAACAAGACGAAAGAAGAGAACGUCCUUUAAAAGAAAAACCAGCAAAAGAGGAAAUGAAGAUAACAAAGGCCGGCCUUUUGUGAUAAAGCCUAUCUCCUCUCCACUCAUGAAGCCACUGCUGGUUUUCGUCAAUCCAAAAAGUGGAGGGAAUCAGGGCACCAAGGUUCUCCAAAUGUUUAUGUGGUAUUUGAAUCCACGCCAGGUCUUUGAUCUCUCUCAGGAAGGGCCAAGAGAUGCGCUGGAGCUGUACAGAAAGGUGCCAAACCUGAGGAUCCUGGCAUGCGGUGGGGACGGGACGGUGGGCUGGAUCCUGUCCAUCCUCGAUGAGCUGCAACUCAGCCCCCCACCUCCUGUGGCUGUCCUUCCACUUGGCACUGGAAAUGACCUUGCCCGCACCCUCAACUGGGGUGGGGGUUACACAGAUGAGCCGGUGUCGAAGAUCCUGUGCCAUGUAGAAGAUGGGACCAUUGUCCAGCUGGACCGCUGGAAUCUUCAGGUUGAGCGCAACCCUGAUUUGCCUCAGGAUGAGCUGGAGGAUGGGGCACGUAAGCUUCCCCUCAAUGUCUUCAAUAAUUACUUCAGUCUUGGAUUUGAUGCCCAUGUUACGCUGGAGUUCCAUGAAUCCAGAGAAGCAAAUCCAGAGAAAUUCAACAGCCGAUUUAGAAAUAAAAUGUUUUAUGCAGGGGCGGCCUUUACAGACUUUCUGCAAAGAAGCUCAAGAGAUUUAUCCAAGCAUGUUAAAGUUGUGUGUGAUGGUACAGACCUGACUCCAAAGAUCCAGGAGCUGAAGUUCCAGUGUAUAGUGUUUUUAAACAUACCCAGGUACUGUGCUGGCACAAUGCCUUGGGGGAACCCUGGUGAUCACAGAGACUUUGAGCCCCAGCGUCAUGACGAUGGCUACAUUGAAGUCAUUGGGUUCACCAUGGCCUCGCUGGCUGCUCUCCAGGUGGGUGGUCACGGAGAGAGGUUGCACCAGUGCCGGGAGGUGACGCUUUUGACGUACAAGUCUAUCCCCAUGCAAGUGGAUGGCGAACCCUGUCGGUUGGCUCCCUCCCUCAUCCGGAUCUCCUUAAGGAACCAAGCCAACAUGGUGCAGAAAAGCAAGAGGAGAACGUCUAUGCCUUUGCUGAAUGAUAUCCAUAAAGUGCAGUCUGCUGACCUGAGGAGAGUCUCGGCUCCCCCUGAUUCCUUCACUGUUCCUCAUUCCAUCCCAGAUCGCCUGCGGAUCAGAGUGAACAGGAUUAAUUUACAAGAAUACGAGGGGCUACAUUAUGACAAGGAAAAACUCCGGGAAGCUUCCAUUCCCCUAGGAAUCAUAGUUGUACGAGGAGAUUGUGACUUGGAGACUUGUCGUAUGUACAUUGACCGUCUACAAGAGGACCUACAGUCAGUAACCUCUACUACACAGAGAGUUCAUUACCAGGACCAGGAAAGCUCUUUCCCCAGAGUACUUUCUGUUCAGAGGCUCUCUCCUAGAUGGUGCUUCCUAGAUGCAACUUCUGCUGAUCGUUUUUACCGCAUUGACAGAUCUCAGGAACAUUUGCACUUUGUGACAGAAAUUUCGCAGGACGAGAUUUUUAUUCUGGACCCAGAGAUGGUAAUGUCUCAGCAGGUGGGGACGCCUCCAGGAAUGCCUGAUCUGGUAGUGGAGCAGGCAACUGGAAUAUCGGAUCGGUGGAAUCCUGCAGUUCGGAAGAGGAUGCUGAGCGACAGCGGCCUUGGGAAGAUUUCUCCCCACUACGAGGUACCUGACAAACAAAAGGACGCCAGCCAGACACAUAUGCUGCAGUCACCGGUUUCUUCAGAAGAUCAAGCACUUUUACAGGCAGUCAUAUCUGGUGAUCUACUGAAGUUCAUAGAAUGUUGUAAAAAAGGAGCCAAUUUGUUAAUCCAAGGUCCUGAUCACUGCUCCUUGUUGCAUCAUGCUGCCAAGACUGGGAACGGCGAGAUUGUGAAAUACAUCCUGGAGCAUGGUCCAGCUGAAUUACUGGACAUGACAGACAGUGAAACGGGUGAGACAGCAUUACAUAAGGCAGCCUGCCAGCGCCACCGCGCCGUCUGCCAGCUCCUGGUGGAUGCGGGAGCCUCUCUGAGAAAGACAGACUCCAAGGGUAAGACCCCUCGUGACAGGGCUCAGCAAGCUGGUGAUCCGGAUCUGGCCUCCUACCUGGAGAGUCGACAAAACUAUCAAAUGGUUUCCCAUGAGGAUCUAGAGACUGCAGUCUGAUGUCUGAAAAUGUCCAAGAGGAUCCCUGGAAAUCUCGAGACUGCACCUGAGGCACUCGGGCAUUGUGUGAGGAAGAAACUGAUGGAAUCCAUGUGUCUCUCACUCUCGAGGAAAAUACCUGAGGACAUGCCACCAGUUUCUAAGGGCUACUGAGUCUUGCUGAACGGUUAUGUUCCAUAAGUUAGCCCAUGAUGGAAGAGGUGGGACACUCAAAGGUCUGUGGAAUCCAUAGGCCACAAAAAUUUACCUUUAUUGCUUCCAGCAAGUAGCAUGAACUUCUCCCAUGUUCAUCUGUACAAUUUAUUAAAGAAAGGGAAAAAAAAAGGAAAGAGUAAAGAGAGUGUGGGGGAACAAAAUCCAAACUAACUGGUACAUUAAGCCACCCAACCAAGCUCUCCUCCAUCCUUAGAGUUUCCUGCAUUGCUUUUAUUCUCCUGUUCCCCUCACUUCUCAUCAGUUAAAUAUUACCUGUUAUCUCUGUGUUGUCUUCACAAAUGGUCAGGCAGUAGCAAAAUAUUUGAGGAGCUCUGGAUGCCCUUUAGAAAUAUCCAGUGUUUUUACCAGCUACAUUCCCUCCCUUGCCAUCCUCUUGGAAGCUGUGUUGUCAGUACUCAGCCACCAUGGAGUUUCCUUGCUUUCAGAGAGGACUUAUUCCUUGUUUCCCAGGGCGUGGGGCAAGGUUAGAUUUACAGCAGUGACAAAACCCAACCUUAUCGUUGGGCAUACGGUUAUGGUAUCCUCAUGAGACAGGAAUUUGUAUGGAAAGGAGUUAUUUGGGAUUUACCAUGCUGAAUGGCAGAGCAGAAAGUCACCAGGAAGGUUUCUCAUAUCACUUUUGUGCGUGCAAUGGCUGACCCAGUUCUUCUCAGGUUUCAGGCCUGCCAAGAAGUUGAUAGCUGUUCUUUCCUCCUGAAAAGAUGGGCUUUACACUGGGGGGAGAUUUGUGCAAAACAGAGGGAAUUCUGAUGGACUGACUGACAGGCCUAGUCCCUUUUGCAGCACAGACAGAGGGAGGAAGGAGGCCUGGAACAUCAGCAGCCAGCUGGGCUCGCUGCUGCCAACAAACAAAUGGGCACUGGUCUGGUCACAUUGGGAAUGGGGAAACAUUCCUUGAAUGAACCUGAAAACAAUCUGAUUUUUCAAGGGAAAAAAGUUUUGGGAAGUCUGUCCCUGGAGAAGGCCAGGCAGCAGCUCUUUGCCUUGUUACCCACCACAGGUUUGAAAUGUAAAGCUCAGCUGCUGUGAAGGCCAGCUGUAUCUUCUGUACUCGUCUACUCUCUGUCUUAUAACCAUAAAAGAAGAGAACGCAAACAAAUACACAGGCAUAAAAAAAAUGUUUCACCUUUGGGUUUCCAAUUGCUACAGAUAUCUCAGCUGACAAAACAGCAGAACUUCUACUUUGUCAGCCCAGUGCCCAUGAAGAUGCUCAUGGCUGACUUUUGGCAUAACUCUUGCAAUACGUUUUUGAAUUUUGCUUUGUCGUUUGAUUCAAAAGAUCCACCAGUGUACGUUCUUGCACCCCUUGCUAGGGGUUGCUCUCUGAUAGAUGGUGAUCAUCGGGGUUGCAUACAGUUGGAAACCAUGGAAAUAACUCAGGUCAUUAUCCAGAUAAGUUUUUUUUCUUUGGUAGAUGUGCAGAAAAUCAAAUGAAUGCAAUUUUUUUUUUUUUUUAACCACGAGUGAUUGUUGUGGUGGGGAGAGGGGAGCUGAACAAUAUAUUUUAAUUUCUUUUUCUUCUUUUCAAAAGUUUAUUUGAUAUGGGCAAAAUAUUUCUUUAGUAUUUCUUCCUCUGGAAGGAAACUAUAUAUAUUUGUAAUCUAUAGAUAAAUGGCGACAUGAAAUGUAUUUUGUCUUAUUUUCUGUCUUUACCUUUCUCAUUUAAAAAAUAAAAUAUGAAAGCCAAAUUACUUCCCUUGAUAAUUAUCCAGGGACUUGUGGAGAACAUUUGUGUAUAUAUUAGAACAGAAUUUGGCAACCAUUAAAAUAAAAAAUCAGAAUAUAGUUUUGGUGUAUGUGAUAUUUCCACAAGGAAAGAUCCCCACACUGUGGUUUCAUGGUAGGCCUUGCUUCAUUUUCCAGCUGUGAGAAAAUACACUACUGUAAUAUUGCUAUAUAUUUGAUGAAAAUAAGAAUUAUGUUACCAUCACUUUAAUCUUUUGGUUUGCUUUACUGAUCUGAGAAAUGGAGGAAGUUUCAAUGACACAGGAGCUUGCCUCUGUCUUGUGCUGAGGCCAGGCUGAGUAUGGUCACUGAGCUUGUGACAGCUCCCUGAUCCUUUGGUCCCAUGAAGCAGGGGGAGCAGUAAAGGCUUGCUUUAAUCACAGGUAGCCUCCAGAGGCCAGACGUGGGUUAUGAUAAGGGAGCUGCUUCUGGUCCCUCUGUCCCCAGCUGUGCCUGCAGCUGUGGCUGGCUCUGGAGCAGCUUGUCAGGAUGGGCAGAUUUCCCGAGCAAUUUUGUGCCAUUUGGACUGCUCAGAGGAACUUGGAGCGCACGAGAGAGCGUGGCUUGCCUUUUUCACCGAAGGCUGGAGUACGAUGGUAUGAUCAGUGAGCCUGUUGUGUCUCUGGAAAGCUGCCUGUGCUGUGUGCUCAGUAGGAGACAGCCACUGUAUGAUAAAAAUAGCCCCCAGCACUGGAUGUAGGACAGGAACUGGCUGGAUGUAGUGCCUUUAACGUUCAAGGUGUCCCAAAGCACUGCACACGUGAUGCACUAGAUACUGGUGAUGUUUUGUAUCUGUCGGUAACAGAGCACAUCUCUUGUUUCCUACAAUGGCUCAUGCGUGGCAGGAACAUCAGAAGCUGGUUCCCAGAGGGCAGUUUGGGACCAGGAUGCUGCAGGACUAUUCCUUACCCUUUUCAAGUGUGAUGGGAUGGAGAGAGCAGGCAGACUCUGCAGCAGUUAAAGGUGACACAUAUCUAUUGAAUCUCUGCAGCACUUGGUGUCUAGAUUAGUACAGUACAACUGUGUCUGCACUGGGCAGGGCCCAAAUUCCAGUGUUCAGCUGGGAGUCCACUUAAAUUACAUGUAAAGCAUUUUGAUUUACUAAAAGCAUCUGUUCAGUGGCUGUGUCUGUUAAUGUGUGUAUAUUACUAUAUAUAUGUAUAUUUAUACGUAUCAGUAUGCAUGUAUAUAGGUGUACACGUACACAUGCAAACACACUUGAAAACUGUGCCAUUUGAAUGACAAAGUUCCUAGGGAUGCUCAGCUACUGAGAUUGCUGGACUGACAAAAUGUCAUUUUCCAUUUUAAUUUCUUAUUAAAGGGAACCUUUUUCAGUAGAACUGAGGAGCUUCUGAAUUGUUCCAUUGUACUGGUUUUACGAUCUCAUUUUGGAGUUAAAUGGAGGGAAAAAAGUAUUUAUAAUGUUGAUAAAAUAAACUUAAUUUUGUAAUUUAAUAGCAUCAGUUACUCUUAUUAUUUCAUGUUUCAAUGCUAGAGGUAUCUUUUAUGUGUUAUUCAAGGCAUGAUGGUGUCAUACAUUUUUCACUUAUUAUAGCAUAGAAUGGCAAUGGACAGGGACACCUGCACUAGACCAGGCUGCUCAGAGCUCCAUCUAAGCUGACCUGAACACUUCCAGGGAUGGUCACCCCCAACUUCUCUGGGCAUCCCUCAAUACCAUGAGAUGUGAAGCUGAGUUUUUCCUUAUGUAAAAAAGGGAUUCAGGGCAAAUUUUGCCUGUUACAAAACAGACUCCAGUGGCUCUUUCAUCAUUUCAUGUGGUGGCUUGCUUACCUGUGUUUUAGCACUUUAGGAUGUCUGUCGGUGUUUUUACUGUCACUCUUCCUUUUCCCCAGCAGCAGUAGAAUUGCUCAGUCUCAGCUCAUGGUGCUGUAGCCUGGAUUCAGUCUACAUGAGAUGUCCCCUGCUACAUGAGGACUGUCAUACAGAAGAACCACAGACAAAGAAAAUAGCACAAAAUCGAUGUUUUGUUGCCACUGAUCUUCCCAGGUGUAUUUGCUGAGCUGGUACUGUUGUGUAAGAAUAGAUGGGGCACAUAGCUUUUCUGGUGAUGUGGCUGUGGGAGGUUUGUUUCAGUAAUAUUUGAUGGCCUCUUUGUUUCGUCUUUGUCUUUGCUGUGACAGUGAAAUGCAUGUUAGUGAAAGUUUCUAACACAAAUUCAUCUAGAAGGUAGCUAUUUUCCUUUCAGCCAUCCCAGAUACCUUCUGUGGGACAUACUUAUGUGUUGACCCUUCCAGGAUGACAAAAGCAUGCUGACAUGACCUGUCUCUGGGUAUGAAAUGGACAAGAUACAUUGAUAGCUUCAAUUUUUCUGGGAGCAUAAUGGUCUCAAGAAACGUAUGGUCAUGCUGGAAAUUUGAAUGCCUUGAAAAAACCCCAAGGAAAUUCUGUCCUUGCACUCUAUGUACUACAAGAAAAAAACAGUUCUUGUGUUGAUCCAUUUGAGGUGUGUCAUUUUCCUUCUCCCACUUUUUGCUUCUUUUGCACCAAACAAGCAUCUCUAUAGAGAAGUAUUUUAUAAGACUUGUUUUUAAGCUUGCUAAAAGUAACAUAUUGACCUCCAUUUUACCUAUUCAUUUCCAUUCAUAAGAUAUUCUUUCCUCUCUUUAUUUUCCUCAGUGAAUCUGAGCCAAAGUGACACUGUGUUAUUAGCUUCCUAAUUAAUCUAAAGCACCAAAUGUAUCUUUGGACAUUUCAGCAGCCCUGGAAACAGCUUAUAUUCCUGUGCCUUUCUGGAUGCACAGGACACAGUAUUUGAGUGCUCACUGUGGUACUCAUCUUCUCACUUUGCUUUCUUAACAACUACUUUUCUUUGCAAUGGAUUGCUACAGCCUUAAAUUCCAUGAUCUGCCUGCCAAAAUCUGUUGAUUGCAACAGCAACUCAGUAAUGUGCUGCAAGUGACUCCAAGUGACCGUAGCAAGUGACCAUGGUUUGUUCCAGGUUCUGCCAUGGCACUGGGAUUCCCUGGAGUGCCUGUCUGAGCUCCCCUGCAGGUUCCAGAGCUCAGGAGCUUCCCCUCCCCGGUGUGUUCCCAGCACUGCUGCCCGUGGUGCUGCCCACAGAGAGUGAUGUUCUCUCAUCGCCUGUACGUGUGCACUGGAGCAACACCCCCCACCUUGGCCAAGGAAUUUCCUGGCCCACGUGUGGUGCCAUUUGUGCAAAAGGGGAAAAUUCCCUCCCUCGGGCCUUGAUCACACCAGUAAAUUCAUUAUAUUUGACUUCAGUGAUUAGGCAGGCUUAGAGCUGAAUAACCUUACUGUAUUCAGCCAUCAGAGUGCAUCUUGUCUCCUGCCUUAUUUAUAAGGUGCCACAUUCCAGUCUCAGCUGCAGUUUCUUGUUUCCCUGACUGAUUUAAAAAAAAAAAACAACAAAACACAACAAAAAAAACCAAACCAAAAGACAAAAACCCAAUCCCUCCUAUGCAGUACACAUGUAUCUAGUUAGCAUGAGGGUGGGAAAGACAGACAGAUCAUUAUAAAAUCCCCUCAUUCUGAUAUAGCACAUCAUGACUUCUAAAGUCUGAGCAAGGGGAUGCCUUGCAACAAAAACAUUUGUUUCAAUAUUAACACAUCUAUAUUUCGGGAAAUAAUUAGAUGCUAAACCCUGUUAAAACAGUGAGCUUACGCUUUUCAGUCUCCUAUGUGUCAGAGAUUUGUGGAAUCUAAGGAGGCAGUGAUUCUCUUGACAGGCACAUAAAGGUAGGUGAAUGUCCAAAAAAAGAAAAAAACCCCACUUUCUUCAAAAAUUUCUUUCUAUUUUGCUGACCUCAUCCACUAGAACCAGAACCCUGAUUUGGGAAUGCUAUUUCAGAGUUCACCAACAUUUUAACAGCCUCAGAAUUCAUAUGCAAAAUGUAUAGAAGCUGUAGCAUUUUGAAAUGCAAGAAACAAAGCACUAUUUCUUUGAGCAAUAAUAUACUGCAUAUGUAAUUGCUUCAUCUCUUGCCAACCUCCUUUUGCUGGUGAAGUGCCACACCUGGCUCUUCAAUUAGUCCCUGUCUGGGAGGCUGCUUGAUGUGUAACCCAGCACUCAGUGAAGUGUGCACUGUGGCAAUCCAAUGUCAAAGUGCUGCUGCAAUUAGCUAACUACUAGUGCAUGAACCACAUGCAAUUCAUUUCUUAGUGUUGCACUUCAUUCUAAUGAGAAAAAUGGCCUUCUGAUUCCAGCUACCUUAGUGAUCUUCAAUUUCCACUCUUUUCCUCAACCUGUGGCCAAGAAGAGGUAGAAGGUAAUCUCUGUUCCUACAGAAUCCAAAUGCUGUCUAGGAACUGUACAAAUCAGUUAGGUUUGUCAGUAUGAAGAAGAAGCUCAAGAAGCUCUUGAGUCUGAUUUAGCAGACAUGAGUGAUUUCUACUUGGCUAAUUAGGCUUUAAUAAGUGGUCCCACUUUUCUAGGGCUGCUUUUCCUGUGUGACAUUCAUAUAAAAAAAUGAAAGAUGCCAAAAUUAGAAACUUAAAGUUGAGCUGGCCCCUGGGAAUGGGGAAUUCUACAGAAUGGCUUCCACAUGUAUUGCUCUUUUCUAGAGAGGGAGUUGCAAUGCUACUUCUUGCUACUUACUUACUUACUGUAAUGAGUAAUGAUAUAUCGUAAUUGGAUAUCUCUAAUUGUAAUAGUGAGGUGGGUGCUCACUGUGUCCAAUAUUUAUGUCACCCAGAUGCAAAGGUAUUUCUGUCCCUACAGAGAUCACCACACAGUCUGGAGGGGGACACCCUUCUGUUUUCAAAGCUUUGUGAGGAAAGACAUGUGCCCUAAGGUGUGCAAGGACAUCUCUCCCCGCUCCUUAGCCAUGCUGGAGGUUUUGCUUCCAAAUGAAUGCAGGCAAUGCCACAUCAAAAUAAACGUUUGCUGUAGGUCACAAAGUGAUAGCUGUCUUUCUUCUCCUAUCCCCAGCUUCAGCCCUUUUCCAGGACCAUUUUUUCCCUUCAUCAGAAUGGGAAAUCUGUUGAUGACUGGGAAGUCUGUUGAUGUGUCUGUCUUAAUAGAAGAUGGGUGCAGUUGUGGCUGUUGUCUGUGAUCUUGCUGCUGUUGUAAUACUCACCUUAUUUGCAUGGCAUAGGGGAGGAGUACAUUCAUGUCAAAGCUAAGGAAAAAAGUGAUCGUGCUGGCAGCUAAUGAUGGGAAGGAAAUAGAACAUAAUAUUAUUUAGAUUCAAUUUUAAAUAUUCUUCAGUGGUCUUUGCUUUUCCUUCCUUUCCCCUCCCUUUUAGAGUUUCUGUAUUGAAGUAUUUAAUCUUUCAUCACCUCUUCUUUCCUUACUUCAUUCUACCUUCAUUUUUUUCACUGGAAAGGUCAAUAUCCUGCUCAUGUGCUUACCCCUGGGACACUUCUGCUUGACCAGUCACAGAUGGUUGGAUCUCUCUGACCAUGUACAGAUAUGGGCAGGGAAUGUUGAAAUUCUGUGUACUAGGAAUGAGUUGGAUGUGCAAUACUAAAGGCUCCUCUGAGGGCAGUUGUAAUGCCUGAGUUGUAAUCUCAGGAUUAAACAGAUGGGAAGUAUGAUGGACUUGGGAUUUUCAUGCCUGUGGGCUUGAUUUCAGCCUUUCCAGUCUUAGUUUUAAUAUCAAUAAAAAUUCUUAUGUAUAUA